ACUGAAAAUGAGCCGAAGCUCAGUCACUGGCAAGGAGUUCGUGAUCCGUUAUGUAUUUAACGAUGUAUCAAAUAUGAAUGAAAAUGAUAUGAGAAUCAGCACAGUGGAGGAAUAUUUCAAUGUUCCGUGGAUCUUCCAAAUUCAGCGAAACAACGGAAAUCUCGGCAUUUAUCUCCGAUGUAGGAAACUUAAAGGCCAGGAAAUGUGGUCAAUGUUCACGGAGCUUGAGCUGAAGCUUAUUUCAGUCUACUCUGACACCAGGGAUCAAAAAUGCAAGACAGACAUGUGUUUUGGACACGAUUCUGGAAAAUUCUACUCCUCGUACGGCUGGAGCGAGUUUAUUAGCUGGAAUGAGCUGGAAACAAGCUUUAUGGAUGCUGGAAGUAUCACUGUAGAAGCCCGUGUAAUUAUUAAUAAAUCAAUUGGAUUUUAUACGCCGAAAUUAAUGAAUUUCGAUGAGAAAAAGAAAGAAUACUCGGAUAUUGUGGUUUUGGUGGAUGGACAGCGAUUUUAUUUGCUGAAAAAAUUCCUCGCCUUUCAUUCAACUUUCUUCGAAUCCCUGUUCCUCGGCGGUUUCUACGAGGCGAAACUUACCGAAGUGCCUCUCUACGACAUUGAUGUAGACGAUUUUCAGAAAUUUCUCGAAGUUUUGUACGGAUUUCCGGUUAUUAAUGAUAAUACUGUUGAAGGAAUCCUUUUGCUGGCUGAUAUGUACCAAACGCCGCUUGUCUCCGAGCUUUGCGAGGAUUUUCUCAUUCAAACCACCGGAAAAACCUACAAGAAGAAGCUACAAAUGGCGAUAAAGUUUAAUUUGGAGAAUUUGAAACAAUUCUGCAUUUCAAUGAUCAAAUCUCCCUUCGAUCUUCGUUCUAUGAUCCCAUCGGACAUUUCCAGCAUCGAUCACUCUACGUUGGCGGCUCUUUUCACAAAAUCACUCACUUUAAUGAAAUAAUAUGUAUUUUAUCAAACAAAAUCCAUUUUACUCGCUUCAGAUGUGCCAUUUAAUAAAUUCUAGUGCUUCUU
Messenger RNA from Caenorhabditis elegans, 1023 nucleotides. It is a transcript of the gene bath-30, whose product is annotated as BTB domain-containing protein. Bases 8 to 952 code for a protein of 314 amino acids. Lineage: Eukaryota; Metazoa; Nematoda; Chromadorea; Rhabditida; Rhabditidae. The record is from RefSeq and is marked reviewed. The transcript is spliced from 4 exons.